Messenger RNA from Notothenia coriiceps (black rockcod), 2452 nucleotides. RefSeq names its product sorting and assembly machinery component 50 homolog A. The coding region runs from base 144 to 1556 and encodes 470 amino acids. Gene Ontology annotation, biological process: mitochondrial respiratory chain complex assembly; protein insertion into mitochondrial outer membrane. The record is from RefSeq and is a predicted model, not a curated record. The transcript has 15 exons. Gene Ontology annotation, cellular component: outer membrane. Lineage: Eukaryota; Metazoa; Chordata; Actinopteri; Perciformes; Nototheniidae.
CGCGAGAUCUCAUCAACUGUCAUGGCGUCUCCCUUGAAGGGGGAUAGGUAGUGGAGAAAGUAGCCGCUGUCAUUUAUCAGUUUUCUCCUGUUUACAGAGCAGGUAACCCCGACUGAAGAGGCCUUGAGGAGCGGAUAUUAACCAUGGGGACUGUCCAUGCUAAGAGUCUGGAUCCUCUCCCGAUGCAUGGCCGAGAUUUGGGCGUCCACCCUGAUGACAUGGUCGAGCUUCCAGAACCGGAGCAGGAAUCCAAGCAGGAGAUCCUCGAAAACAAAGCUGUGGUCGUCCAACAUGUUAACGUCCAGGGUCUUGGAAGAACUAAAGAGGAUCUGCUCGGCUAUGAGAUCUCUGAGGUUUUCCACGCAAAAAAUCUCAUUGAUGUGAUGAAAAAAUCUCACAUCGCCAGACAGAAGCUUCUCCGCCUGGGAAUCUUCAAAGAGGUGGAGGUUCUUAUUGAUACAUCUGAAGGUUCAGACGCCUUGCCCAACGGUCUGGAUGUAACUUUUGAAGUGACGGAGGUAAAGAGGCUGACAGGAAGCUACAACACCAUGGUUGGCAACAAUGAAGGAAGCAUGGUGCUGGGUCUGAAGUUACCUAACGUGUUCGGUCGAGCUGAGAAACUCACCUUCCAGUUCUCCUACGGGACCAAGGAGACGUCAUACGGCCUGUCCUUCUUCAAGCCCCAGCCCGGAAACUUUGAACGCAACCUCAUCCUCAACCUGUACAAAGUCACCGGUCAGUUCCCAUGGAGCUCCUUAAAAGAAACCGACAGAGGCGCAUCUGCAGAGUUUAAUUUCCCCCUCGGGAUGACCAACCACACGUUGAAGUGGGAGGGUGUGUGGAGGGAGCUGGGCUGCCUGGCGCGCAGUGCGUCCUUCGCCGUGCGGGAGGAGAGCGGACACUCGCUGAAAUCUGCCCUCUCGCACACUGUGUCGAUCGAUUCAAGGAAUUCUGCUAUCUUCCCCAGCAGGGGUGCAUUACUCCGGAUCAACCAGGAACUGGCUGGGUACACAGGUGGAGACGCCAGCUUCUUGAAAGAGGAUUUUGAGCUGCAGCUCAACAAACGACUUUUCUGGGACUCGGUCUUGUCUGCUUCUCUGUGGGGCGGGAUGCUUUGUCCCAUCGGAGGACAGCCGUCCUGUAUCGCUGACAGGUUCUACCUUGGAGGUCCCACCAGUGUACGAGGGUUUGGGAUGUAUAGCAUUGGGCCACAGAGUGAAGGUGACUAUCUAGGUGGAGAGGCGUACUGGGCAGGUGGUCUGCACCUCUACACUCCUCUGCCCUUCAGACCGGGCAAGGGGGGCUUCGGUGACCUUUUCAGAACGCACUUCUUCCUCAAUGCAGGAAACCUCUGCAACCUCAACUACGGUGAGGGUCCCCGGGCUCACCUUCAGAAGAUGGCAGAGUGUCUUCGCUGGUCGUACGGAGCAGGCAUCGUGUUGCGGCUCGGUAACAUCGCCAGGCUGGAGCUCAACUAUUGUGUGCCCAUGGGAGUUCAGAGUGGAGACAGGAUAUGUGAUGGUGUACAGUUUGGAGCAGGAAUCCGCUUCCUGUGACCUCAUCACUCCUCCAGCACAGGCUGUGACGUGAAAAGGGAGAACGUCUUGUUUAUCACCUGUAAACGUGUUGUAGAGUGUGUAUACUAGCAUGGGUCCUUUUUCCUGGGGAAUUGUGCCUGACCCCCCAAACCCUCCUUUGAUACACGAGCAAGGCUUUGGAACAACAAAGUGCCAGUGCCAUAACACUAGUGAGGCUUUUUACAGUGAAAAGGGAAAGUAAUCAAGAAGUAAUCAAGAUGUACAUAAGACAUGACUAUAGGGGGAAAGAAAUACAAUCAUGGUCAAUCUUUUACAACCUUCAUCAUCAUGUCAGGACUUAUUCUCUCUUCAAUAAUAGCUGACUUAGGGUUUUGUUUUGAGUUUUAGCCUCUUUCCUUGGUUUGAGUUCUUAAGCACUGGCACCUUGUCUGUGGAAAAGUCAUCAACCAGUGAUUUCCCCCACCUCGUUUCCUGUGGUGACACAAAGUAAAUUAUUUUACAGAAUGUUAAAAGAGAUUUUGGGCAUGUUCCCUUUUUUGCCUUCCGGGACUGCUUCUUAUUCGGGAGCAGGACUUUAUAAUGAUUUUGUUUUGACAGUUUACUGUACGCCACACACACACUUCUGACCUGACUGGUUUUGUUGAGAUGCACUGUGUGAUUGAAAGAUUGCAGUGGAAGCAAUGGAAUGAACCGGGAGCAAAUGGCUCUUUUGAUUUAGAGUGGCGCUGUUAGAAGGGAAUCGGCCGUCUGCUAAAGUAGUUUGUUCACACAUUGUUGAAGAACAGCGGGAUGACCUCCCAAGGUGGGAAACCCCCCCUCGUCCCCCAAGCAACAUCCACCACCAGUGCUCUUACCGUUGGUCCUCUUUUUAAUGUUGUUGAAGAUAUUCACAAUAAAUCACAGCUGCUCCCCGA